Molecule: messenger RNA, 1188 nt
Organism: Echinococcus granulosus
Lineage: Eukaryota; Metazoa; Platyhelminthes; Cestoda; Cyclophyllidea; Taeniidae
Product: Calreticulin
Exons: 4
Coding region: 1-1188 (395 amino acids)
Biological process (GO): protein folding
Cellular component (GO): endoplasmic reticulum membrane; endoplasmic reticulum
Molecular function (GO): calcium ion binding
Source: RefSeq, a predicted model, not a curated record
AUGGCCAUCCUUGUGUUUAUUAUCGCAUUGUUAUUCGUUGUUAGUUCGCAUGCAGAAGUUUACUUCGAGGAUCGGUUCACCGAGGGCAAUAUUGAUAAGUGGCAAAAGUCUAAAUAUGACGAAAGCAAGCUAGGUCUCUGCGAGCAUGCAAAACCAAAGGGGGAUUUCGAUGAUAGGGAAGAUGGUGGUAUACGAACAACACAAGAUGCCCGGUUUUAUCGAUACUCAGCACCAUUUACCAAGCCCCUGUCAAGCAAGGGGAAAACCGUGUGUGUGCAAUUUACGGUAAAGCAUGAGCAAAAUAUUGACUGCGGUGGUGGAUACGUGAAACUGUUGGGAGAGUCUUUCAAGCCAGAAGAUUUUCAUGGUGAAAGCCCUUAUGAAAUCAUGUUUGGUCCCGAUAUUUGUGGUUAUGACAAGAAAAUUGUGCAUGUUAUUUUCUCCUAUAAGGGCAAAAAUCAUCUCGUGAAGAAGGAUAUCCCCUGCAAAUCGGACACACUUACCCAUUUGUACACGCUCAUCAUCCGACCUGAUAACACAUUCGAGGUUUUAAUUGAUAACAAGACUUCUGAAACCGGUUCUCUCGUUGCCGACUUCGAUAUGAUCCCCUCAAAGACAAUUGAUGAUCCCGAUGCCGAAAAACCGGAAGACUGGGUAGAUGUGGCUGAAAUUCCCGACCCAGACGAUAGGAAGCCCGAUGAUUGGGAUCAACCCAAGACCAUUGUAGAUACGAAUGCCAAACAACCGGAAGACUGGAACGAAGAAACGGAUGGCGAGUGGACGGCUCCCAUAAUUGAUAACCCUGAUUAUAAGGGUGAAUGGAGUCCCAGGAGGAUACCAAACCCUGCUUACAAGGGACAGUGGAAACCACCACAGAUUCCUAAUCCAGAUUACUUUGAGGACGAUGAACUCUAUGCUCGCACUUUUGCUUACAUUGGUCUUGACCUCUGGCAGGUGAAGUCUGGGACAAUUUUCGACAACUUUAUCGUUUCGGACGAUGUUUCUGAAUGUCAAGCCCACGCUGAGUACUGGCAAAAACGAUUCACAUUUGAGGAAGAGCAAGAGAAGAAGGGUUUUGAGGAGAAGGAGAAGGAAUCUUCCACUAUCGAAAGUCUACCAGAAGAGAGUGGAGAUGAGGAAGUGGAUCUUGAAGAGGCCGGUGAUGCUUCCCCGAAGGAUGAAUUGUAG